Brienomyrus brachyistius is the source of this 2648-nucleotide messenger RNA. It is a transcript of the gene uts2r1, whose product is annotated as urotensin-2 receptor. NCBI's taxonomy places the organism in Eukaryota, Metazoa, Chordata, Actinopteri, Osteoglossiformes, Mormyridae. The transcript is spliced from 3 exons. Gene Ontology annotation, cellular component: membrane. Gene Ontology annotation, molecular function: urotensin II receptor activity. The record is from RefSeq and is a predicted model, not a curated record. Bases 463 to 1599 code for a protein of 378 amino acids. Gene Ontology annotation, biological process: neuropeptide signaling pathway; blood vessel diameter maintenance; regulation of blood pressure.
GAACGCUCCUCUGAAGACCUCUCCCUCACACACGCAACUCCGUCUGUGGCUGAAAGAGCGGAUAUUCUCUCUGCAGUGGUUCACUUUGGUUUACGUGUCUGGAGACUGCGGUCAACUUCACUGUUUUCUGUGUCUGAUUUUAUGUUCUCACUUUCAUUUUGUUUCAUUUCCCUCUUUGAAACCUUCUUUUUUUUGCAUGAAAAUCACUGAUUUCUUAAUCAUCAGGGCAAUCAUUUUUGUUCCUGGCAAAACUCUAAUUUCCUUCUUCUCUUUGACAGACUAUUGCGCAAUGACCGCAGGUUAAAGGUGGACUUUUUGCGAAUGUGGGAACAUCUUUUAGUUGUUUUAUUUAUUAAUUUAUUUAUUGAAAAUGCUUCUUUUUGUAAUCACUGGGACCUCAAACUUCUUGUGAAUCACACAUGCUGCACUAUGAGUUCAUCAGUGUUGUAUGACUGGUCCUAAAUGUCGAACCGCUCUCUCAAAGAAGUCCUGCUUUAUUCUGCACUCAACCAAGAGAUGGCCACCCUGGAGCCAGUGGGGGUCCUAUUGGAGAGGAUGACCAACACCACCGAUCCUCCACGGAAUGCUUCAGCUGAGGAUAUGGCUGCCACCUUUACCAUUGGCACAAUCCUGUCCGUCAUGUGCCUGGCGGGAGUAACUGGGAACAUCUACACUCUGGUAGUCAUGUGUCACUCCAUGCGCUCAGUUGCCUCCAUGUAUAUCUACAUCAUCAACCUGGCGUUGGCAGACCUACUGUACUUGUUGACAAUCCCAUUCGUGGUCUGUACCCACUUCCUGAAGGGUUGGUACUUUGGUGAGGUGGGUUGCCACAUCCUAAUUAGUAUGGACUUCCUGACCAUGCAUGCCAGCAUCUUCACACUGACUAUCAUGAGCACAGAGAGAUACUUUGCCGUUCUCAAGCCGCUGGACACGGUGAAAAGAUCCAAAAGCUACCGCAAAGCCAUUGCGAUCCUGGUGUGGGUGGCAUCCCUUAUUCUAACCUUACCCAUGAUCAUCAGAAUCCAGCUCAUACCGGUGGGCAACAAGAUCAUGUGCCAACCUACUCUCAGCCAACUGUCCUACAAGAUCUAUAUCUCCUUCCUCUUCUGCACAAGCAUCGUGGCCCCCGGAAUGAUAAUUGGCUACCUUUACAUCCGCCUGGCCCGGACAUACUGGGUCAGUCAGACAGAGAUCUUCAAGCAAACGAAGAAGUUGCCUAACCAGAAAGUGCUGUACCUGAUCUUCACCAUCGUGCUGCUCUUCUGGGCCUGCUUUCUGCCCUUCUGGAUCUGGCAGCUUUUGGGACAGUUCCAUCCUUCCUUGUCUCUGUCCGGCAAAGCCAGGCGCAACAUCAACUACAUGACCACCUGUCUCACCUACAGCAACAGCUGCAUCAACCCCUUCCUCUACACAUUGCUCACCAAGAACUACAAGGAGUACCUGCACAAUCGGCAGCGGACCUGGACCGCGGGGAGCUACUUCAACCGCAGGAGCCGCUUCCAGCGAUCCCCUCGCCGCUCCCUGUCAUCCAGCAGCCAGCAGUGCACUGAGAGCUUUAUGCUUGGACAUACUGCUCGAACUAACCACUGCAGUCUAUGAGGGUUGGAAAAGUGGUUGACAGAUGCGGCGUGGAGCAGGCUAAGGGACCUGACAUCAGUCAAGACGGGGAAAGAAAAGAGCGCAGAUGGAUGUGGACACGUGGCAUGUCAUCAUUGCUGACAUGCAUGGACCAGCACCAAGUGCAGCAUCUGUCAUCUUUGGAUGUACAGUACAAUCACCAGCUCCUAAAGUACUGCACACCUGCCAUACUGAAAUUCUGAUGCGGCUCCUGUCACACAGUAACUAUGGUAACAUGUUUCUCGACAUUCUGCCAUGUUCACCUCUGAGUGACUUUUGCUUUCACCGUUGUCAUUGUUCCCUGACAUUCUGGAGUAAAUUCCAGAAGAAAAGUGUCAUCACCUCACUUGAUUUUCCACACUCUACUGCACCUUGAGCAUCAGACUCAAUCCCCCCUGUAAUUUACCAGUUUCUAUGGAACUAAGGCCUUACCUAAUGUAAUUUUAUUGAAUUCACGUUGCGAUCAUUGUCGUGUGAUCAAUAUUUAUCUGUUUUGCUCCUUAAUUUCAACAGUUCGAAAUGCAAUUCAAGCAUUUUGCGUAGGAUAAAUAUGACCCAAUAGCAGGCAUGAUAUCAUGUUUAAAAUAUAUGUGCUGACAAUUUUCAGACUCACUAAAUUUCUAAAUACCUUUACUUAGCCUCAGGUAGACAAGCCAAUCAGAAUCGUGAUUGCAUUGGUAUGUGGAGGUUACCACUCGCCAUGAGAGAUGUUAGACACAUUUCUGUUGGGCUUCAUCCUUGGCACUGACGAUCAGCCCAGUCAUCUAGAUAUCCAGUACGCAGGCAGACAGCUGGCAGAUUGAGGGCAGGUGAUACAGACCCACCUAUCAGUCAUCAGUUAAUCAGCAGAACUCAGGGCAAAACCGUGGCUAUAGGCUGCUCAUUAUUCAAGGGGGGCAACUGAGUGCCGUUUUGGUUGAUGCGUACAUGGGUACAAUGCAAAAGAACAUCUGACUUUGUAUAACAGGGAGGGUGUGUCCAUCAACCCAAGGAAUUGAGGGUCUGCUAAUGUGUUUUUAAAAUGAGAAAAA